CUCUCUAGAGCCCUGCGCCCAAUCCCCAUGGCUAGCCCCGGCGGCGCCGCGCUCCAGCGGCACGCGGCCGUGGCCGUCCUUCGCGCGGCGGCCGCCGCUGGAGACCUAUCCAAGGGAAAGGCGCUCCACGCCCGGAUCAUCACAGCCGCUAAUUUCGACGUCGUCCUGCACAACAACCUCAUCUCAUUCUACGCCAAGUGCGGCCAGGUCGGGGUCGCUCGCAAAGUGUUCGACGCAAUGCCCUUCCGGAACGCCGUGUCCGGAAAUCUCCUCAUGUCCGGAUAUGCUUCCUCAGGGCGCCAUAAGGAUUCGCUUGCCCUGCUCAGGGUGGUUGACUUUGGCCUGAAUGAGUAUGUUCUAUCUGCAGCAGUGGCAGCAUGCACCCAUAUCCGGAGCUAUGAUAUGGGGAGGCAGUGCCAUGCGUAUGCUGUUAAGGCUGGUCUGGCAGAACAAGCUUACGUUUGCAAUGCAGUGCUGCAUAUGUACUGUCAGUGUGCUCAUAUGGAGGAUGCAGUGAAGGUAUUCCAGAAUGUGUCUGGUUUUGAUGAAUUCGCGUUCAACUCAAUGAUGAAUGGGUUUCUUGAUCGGGGGCAAUUGGAUGGUUCGGUUAGGAUUGUGAAAGCUAUGGUGGGUGAAGUUGAGAAAUGGGAUCAUGUGUCGUAUGUUGCAGUUCUUGGGCAUUGUGCUAGCAUGAAGGACUUGGUACUUGGUGGUCAGGUGCAUGCCCAAACUUUCAAGAGGAGGCUUGAACUGAAUGUGUUUGUGGGGAGUGCACUUGUUGAUAUGUAUGGGAAAUGUGACCGUGCCCAUGAUGCUCAAUGCGCAUUCGAUGUCUUGCCAGAAAAGAAUGUUGUUUCUUGGACAGCUGUUAUGACUGCUUACACUCGAAAUGAGCUGUAUGAAGAUGCAUUGCAAUUGUUCUUGGACAUGGAGAUGGAAGAAGUUAAGCCAAACGAAUUCACUUAUGCUGUGGCUGUCCAUAGCUGUGCUGGUCUUGCAGCCUUGAGAAAUGGUAAUGCCCUUAGUGCCUGUGCUUUGAAGACUGGGCACUGGGUCCAUUUGGUAGUUGGUAAUGCCCUCAUGAACAUGUACUCAAAGAGUGGCAGCAUCGAAGAUGCAUGGAGAGUCUUUGUUUCCAUGCCAUUAUGUGAUGUGGUCUCUUGGAAUUUGAUCAUCACAGGCUAUGCGCAUCAUGGCCUUGCAAGGGAAGCAAUGGAAACAUUUCAUUCUAUGCUCUCUGCAGGAGAAGUCCCAUCUUAUGUAACUUUCAUUGGAGUGUUGUCAGCUUGUGCUCAAUUGGGUCUUGUUGAUGAAGGAUUCUACUACUUGAAUAUUAUGAUGAAGGAAGUUGGAGUUACACCUGGAAAGGAACAUUAUACUUGUAUGGUUGGUUUGUUAUGCAGAGCUGGACGUCUAGAUGAGGCUGAGCGGUUCAUAGUGAAUAAUUGCAUUGGCACAGAUGUUGUUGCAUGGCGAUCGCUGCUAAGUUCAUGCCAGGUAUAUAGAAAUUAUGGCCUGGGUCAUCGUGUAGCUGAACAGAUUCUUCAAUUGAAGCCCAACGAUAUUGGAACCUAUGUUUUGCUUUCUAACAUGUAUGCAAAAGCCAACCGAUGGGAUGGCGUUGUGAAGGUUCGGAAGCAGAUGAGAGAGAGGGGAGUUAGGAAGGAACCUGGUGUUAGUUGGAUUCAAGUGGGAAGUGAUGUUCAUGUUUUCGCAUCGGAAGACAAGGUGCAUCCACAGAUGGACCAGAUCACCGUAAAACUUGAAGAGCUGAUCGACCAGAUAAAAGCGAUUGGAUAUGUUCCAAACUUUGCUGUGGUCCUACAUGAUAUUGAGGAUGAACAAAAAGAAGAGCACCUUAUGUAUCACAGUGAGAAAUUGGCUCUAGCCUUCGGCCUUAUUCACACACCUAAGGGAGCAACGAUCCGCAUUAUGAAAAACCUCAGGAUAUGUGAUGAUUGUCAUGUUGCUAUCAAACUCAUAUCAGUUGUCACUGGCAGAAAAAUAGUUGUAAGGGAUGCCGUUCGAUUUCAUUGUAUAGAUGGUGGGGUUUGCUCAUGUGAUGAUUAUUGGUGAUUUGUGGUACAACUGUCUUGAUAACAUGUGCCUGUUGAGUUAGGUUGGUGAAGUACGACGGUAGCCAGACUUGUGCUCAAAUUCCUGAGUAUUCUCACUUAUUUUUUACUAUCCUAUACUAGAGCUCCAAGAAUCGGCGAAAGCUAAGGGGAUCGGGUCCCUGUAGCUACAGUUAAAUCACUGACAUGCGGACCCUACCACAAAAGCAGCCCUUCUAGAAUUCUCUGGAGUCUCCAAUUCGUUCAUUGCUCGCACGCGUUCGCCGCCCCCUCUUCUCUCCGCUGUGCUGAAUUCCAUGCCCUAUCUCCUGCAAGCCUUUGAUCCGAUCUCCGACAUCCUCCGGGUCACUCCAGAUGUACUGACACCUGCCUCUCCCUUCUGCUCCCUCGCCUCUGGUAACCCUUCGAUGGUUGAGGCUAAAUUCAUGAAGUUACUGGACAACUCAAAGAUUCUUUUGAGGGAAAAGUGGCUUUAUUGUAUUGUUGAUGAUUUUGUGACAAAGCAACUUCCUCACAAUGACAUGGAGUCCGAGUCUGUUAUAUGCUCUGGAGCACAAGGGAGACAGAGCUUUGACUUCAACUCAAGGAGAGCUGGCACAUGGUUUGCGGUUCUUGGAUGCAGUGGUGUCACAGAGCUUCAUAGCCUCCGAUGACAUUCUUGAGCUACAUAAGAAAUUCCUUUGACUCUCUGGUGGGAAUGGAUUAACCAGAUCUUCGAGCUUGAUGAUUUUGUACAUGCUGCUCAAAGGAAUACUGUGGUGUCUUCCAAUGCCAUCAGUGCAGCUUCGGAAGAAAUUAUAUCAUUUUAAUGAAGUGGACAUUAUAACACCAUCACAGAAGCUGUUGGCCAGCAAAUUUUCAUGCAAUGUGGUACCAGGGAACCAGGGACAAGCCUUCUGCUGACUGGUAACAAGUCUAGCGCUUCAGUCCUGUUGGAUGAUCACCUGGAGAAAAUUCUGUAUGAUGUCUGGCUGGUCUAUCUUCUAGAAAGAGAAAGGUGGGAUUCUACUCCAAACUGGGAAGAUGUUCUGUCGCUAGGAGAACAAGAAAGGCUUGGGAUGGCUCGUUUGUUUUUUCAUCAUCCUAAAUUUGGUAUUCUCGAAGAAUGCAUCAUGUGCGUGUUCUGUCAUAGUGCUCUUUUGACUUUACCAUUUACCUUUUUUUCCUUUGAUGAUCAAUUACCAUAUUUCCUGGCAGUGCUACAAGUGUUGAUGUCGAAGAGCAUUUGUACAGGGUAGCAACUAAUAUGAGCAUAUCUGUGAUCACUGAUCACUUCCUCACAAGUGUUUGGAUAAUCACCACAAUAACAUAAAACUCCUGAUGCCGUGACAGUUUCCUUCAGUGAACUGUUCUUUUCUCUCUCUUUUUUGUUCUUGGAAAGACGGUGAAAUGUUCAUUUACGUUAAUUUAUCCUUCAAAGUUCGCGUCUCUCUCAUCGAAACUUUACCAUGUUUACAGAGGCCCGCUCUUAUACCCUUACAUGCCUUGGAGCUGAAGCUCAUCGAUUUUUUUCCAGAA
Panicum virgatum (switchgrass) is the source of this 3593-nucleotide messenger RNA. Its product is annotated as pentatricopeptide repeat-containing protein At5g39680-like. The record is from RefSeq and is a predicted model, not a curated record. Bases 28 to 2076 code for a protein of 682 amino acids. Gene Ontology annotation, biological process: RNA modification. The transcript has 6 exons. Lineage: Eukaryota; Viridiplantae; Streptophyta; Magnoliopsida; Poales; Poaceae. Gene Ontology annotation, molecular function: protein binding; zinc ion binding; RNA binding.